Ectocarpus sp. CCAP 1310/34 is the source of this 248-nucleotide messenger RNA. The record is from the annotation of a GenBank genome assembly. NCBI's taxonomy places the organism in Eukaryota, Phaeophyceae, Ectocarpales, Ectocarpaceae.
GCGCGUCGGAGGCGCUGGCGCUAAGGCUGUCCAGGUUGGAAGAGUGGAGGGACGGCGUAGAGGAGUGGAUGAAGGCCGCCAACGAGCAGUGUCGCGCGGAAACCGACGCGCUGCUACGGUUCUCGGACGAGGCGAGGACGACCGCAGGGGUCUUCGUCGGCCAGCGGAGGCCCGGGGCCUCGGCCGAAGAGAGGGCCUCCCGGACGACACGGCAGGGCGGUGCGUCGAGCAACCGAGUCCAGGCCUAG